AUAUUUAGCGGUUGCACAGGCAGGGAAACGUCCUCCCCGGCUAUCUGCUUCAUGAGCAGAGUCGGUGUUCAACCGUUAACGAAAGUCGCCGGUUAAAGGGAGCGGGUUUUUACCAGAAGCAGAGGGUAAGUUAAAGCCAUGGCUGGACCUGUCAGUCUGGAGCUGGAUCCCAUCUUCCUAAAGGGGCUGAGUUACCUGCACUCCAAGAGUAAAGACUCAGCUGAGAAACUCAAAGCCUUACUUGAUGAGUCACUUUCUAGAGGAAGUGACUCAUCAUACCGUUCAUUACAAAAAGAUAUAGAAGUGUCCAAGGGGUCUGUGUCAAAACUGAGCUUAAGUAAACAGGAGUCCAAGUCCUCCUCAAGUUCUUCAUCCUCCAGCAGCAGCAGUAGCAGUAGCAAAUCCAGCUCGGAAAAGAACAAGAAAGAGCCUGAGAAGAGACCUGCUGAGAAGGUCAGGGUUGACUUGGGUGAGGUGGAUCCUCCAAAAAAGCCUCGUUUGGAGAAACAGGAGAACCGUUCUUCCCCAAUUACCGUUCAGACAAGCAAAGACCUCCUGCCAAACAUAAAUGACUACGAUGAGACCAAUGCCGAUGACUUUGCCAUGGAAAUGGGCCUGGCAUGUGUGGUCUGCAGACAAAUGACCGUGACCAUGGGGAACCAGUUGGUUGAGUGCCAGGAGUGUCAUAAUCUGUACCACCAGGACUGUCACAAGCCCCAGGUGACAGACAAAGAAGUGAAUGAUCCACGGCUUGUGUGGUAUUGUGCCCGCUGCACCAGGCAAAUGAAGCGUAUGGCCCAGAAACCUCCACAGAAGCCCUCCCCUGCAUCUGCAUCAUCAGCGCCUAUUGUAAAGGACACACUGGUGAAAAAGACAGAGCUUAAAGCCAAGCCUGACACAGCCAGCACCUUCCAAGCCUUCAAAAGAACAGAAGUGAAGGCAUCAUCUACAACAUCAGCCAAUCCCACCAGCAGCAGCUCCUCUUCCUCAGGCAGCGGUCUUACAGGCUGGGCUGCAUUUGGCGCUAAGACAAACCCAUCUCUUCCUGCCAGCUCCAAACUAGGUUCCUCUGGCCCAAGUGGGAGCCACAAGACCUUGACAACUCCCUCUGGCCAGAAACCUGUCGGGCUGUCUGGGCUAGCAGGAGCCAAGUCAGGACUUGGGAGUUCAAAGAUACCUGCAAGCGGAAACGGUAACGGCUCUAGCCAGGUGCCUCUAAAACCUCCUCCACCCCUAACUCUGGGUAAGCAGCCACUGAACCGCUCAUCGAGUGGUGAAAGCCAAGGGAAAGGGUCUUCUUCAUCAGGGGCCUGCUCCCCAAGUGGCUCACAGGCAGGUGGAGGAGGGAAUGGAAGCAAUAACGGAGGAGGGAACGGGAACAAUGGCAAUGGGUCAAAGGCUGCACCAGGGGAGAAAGCGCCAACUUCCCAGGAGUCCCAGCUUAUUGCCAUGAAACGGUUACAACUGGUGAAAAAGAAAGCAGCGCAGAAGAAACUUAAGAAAUGAGUAGAGGUAGAGGGAAACAAGGGAGUAGGAAAACAUGCUUAAACAGUAUGGGAUUAGUGCCAGAGCGUUCUGUUUGUAAUCUGUACACAAGUAACCCCAUCCAGUCAAAUACUUGAAUCUUGCUUUGUGUAAAUGCUGCUGGACCGUCUACCUUGUUCUGUCCAAGUCUAACUGUUGGAAAAAGUCCCUUUUUAUCAACCAAUGUCAUUAAAUCUUUUCUCAUUAACUGGCAGUA
This is a messenger RNA of Etheostoma spectabile (orangethroat darter), 1741 nucleotides long. It is a transcript of the gene ints12, whose product is annotated as integrator complex subunit 12. The record is from RefSeq and is a predicted model, not a curated record. Gene Ontology annotation, biological process: snRNA 3'-end processing. Lineage: Eukaryota; Metazoa; Chordata; Actinopteri; Perciformes; Percidae. The transcript has 7 exons. The coding region runs from base 139 to 1506 and encodes 455 amino acids. Gene Ontology annotation, cellular component: integrator complex.